CACCGGCAGUGACGCAUGUGGAGCCCGACCGGAAGUGGGGCCUACCGCAGGCCCGGCCGGACGAUGAGCCGCCCGGGCGUCGAGUGUAGGGGCUCUGCCGCCGAGCGGCGCGUUCACCGCAACCCCUCCCACUACCAGUACCUGAAGGUCGGCCUGGAGUGCGAGCCCCGCGGCCCCGGGCUCCGGCUCAGCGACGCCGCCUUCAAGCAGACGAUCGUGGCCGCCCUCAGGGGCUUGCACGGCGAGAUUGGAGCUGCCUUACCCGUUGACGUUCUAAAAUUUGAAGAGCGAUCAUUGACGGCCAUACUGAGGGUACGAGGAAGUGACCUUGUGAAGUUGUGGAGUGCAUUGACCCUCGUGGCCUCUUGUAAGGAUAAGAAGUGUGCUUUCAGAAUCAUUCAGGUCUCCCCAUUUCUUCUUGCAUUGGCAGGCAACAGCAGAGAAUUUCUCUUGGAUUGAGAACUUUGACAAUUGAUGUUGGAAGUAACUUCAUCCAUAUCGAGUUGUAAGAUUAUUGGAAGAAUGUUUAUCAGUGGUCAAAGAAUGAUGCUUGGUAUAUUUCGGAGAACAUUGAACCUGGGUCAGUGGCGUGCAGGUAGCACUGUGGUGCUACGAGAUAAUUUUCUCAGGUCUGUGCAUAUUCAAGCUGGAGAGAAGGCUGAACUGACCAGAGUAUUUACCCAGAAUGAUGUAUUAGCAUUUUCGGAAUUAACAGGCGAUACUAAUCCACUUCACCUGAGCACGGAUUAUGCCAAAACGCACAGGUUUGCAAAGCCAGUUGUGCAUGGUGCGUUAGUAGGUGGAUUGAUAUCUGCAGUUCUGGCAACUAAAAUACCUGGCUGCAUUCUUCUGUCACAAGAACUGCGUUUCCUCACCCCCCUGCACACGGGGGAAGAGGUCCUGGCUACUGCAGAGAUCGUGAAAAUAAAGAUGUCCAUCGCCUGGAUCGCAGUGUCGUGUGUUAUCAAAGAAAAUAACACGGUCAUUUUGAAAGGCGAGGUCAGGGUUAUGCUGCCAGAAGAUAAAGGUCAAAAUGUGUAAUUAGACUGAAAUCUGUGAGUGUUUUGUCGACGUUUUGCUUUGAAUGAAUGCUAUCAUUGUAUAUUCUGUACAAGUUGUUAAGAACAUAUGAUGCGAAAAUGGAGAAUUCAGGCACCUCGCACCUCACAUUGGGAUUACGUUCUUGAAAAGCAGCGUGUAAUUCAAAAACGUGUGGACUCGUAUACGUGACUGCGCUGCCAGACGGAAAUUUGAGCGUGUUAUUCCGAAAAUACGAGCAUGUGAAUCAAGCUCUGGUAUUAAAUGGAUCAAGUGCAUUGUUUCAAAAUGCAUAGAUCAAUCAUGCGUAAAAUGCGAGGCGUCUGGAUAUUGAUUGGAUGUCUGACAUGAUAUGCCAGUAAUUAUAAGGACUUUCUCAAUGGUAUUUUAUUGUAUAAAAUAAUGGAGUCAGGGGAUAUGGGGAGAAGGCAGGAACGGGGUACUGAUUGGGGAUGAUCAGCCAUGACCACAUUGAAUGGCGGUGCUGGCUCGAAGGGCCGAAUGGCUAUUGUCACGUGUACUGAGUGAAAUUCAUAUUUGUAUUUGCUACAUCUAUGUCCAGUCUAUUAAAGAAAAUAGGGGUGAGGGGUCGCUCCCUCCGACUA
Amblyraja radiata (thorny skate) is the source of this 1643-nucleotide messenger RNA. RefSeq names its product ribonuclease P/MRP 14 subunit (gene rpp14). Bases 16 to 459 code for a protein of 147 amino acids. NCBI's taxonomy places the organism in Eukaryota, Metazoa, Chordata, Chondrichthyes, Rajiformes, Rajidae. Gene Ontology annotation, cellular component: nucleolus; multimeric ribonuclease P complex. The record is from RefSeq and is a predicted model, not a curated record. Gene Ontology annotation, biological process: tRNA 5'-leader removal. Gene Ontology annotation, molecular function: ribonuclease P RNA binding. The transcript has 5 exons.